Molecule: messenger RNA, 4681 nt
Organism: Passer domesticus (house sparrow)
Lineage: Eukaryota; Metazoa; Chordata; Aves; Passeriformes; Passeridae
Product: alpha-ketoglutarate dehydrogenase component 4-like
Exons: 4
Coding region: 95-526 (143 amino acids)
Biological process (GO): 2-oxoglutarate metabolic process
Molecular function (GO): oxoglutarate dehydrogenase (succinyl-transferring) activity
Source: RefSeq, a predicted model, not a curated record
UUUUGGUACUGCCUCAAACAGCCCCUUCUCUGGGCCCCGCUCAUAGUGGGCGUGGCCUGGUAUUGCUCCUCAGGCGCUGGGAUAUGGCGUAACCAUGGGCAGUAAGAUGGCGGCUGCCACUAGAGUCGUACAGGUAGUCAAGCCACAUACUCCCUUAAUAAAGUUCCCAGACAGAAAAAGUAGUCCCAGACCUAAAAUACUGGAAUCUCUACAAACAAGUAUGCCAUCUCUUGGUGCUUCAAAAGCACAGGAGUCUGUAGGAGGCAGAUCACCAGGAUUUCAAAAUAUUUCACCAGUUAGGAGAGUACAAGGUAUACCAGACACUUCUGAAUCAACAAGAACCUUACCUCAGAAAUACAGACGAAAACUAAUGUCAGAUGAAGAGAUUGAAUAUAUUCAAUUUCAUUUCCAGGUUGGGCCAAAGGCAACAGUUAUUCUGGCACACCCAGAUGGGACAAGCAAACCUGGUACCCUUCCUCCGGAUCAGAAACAUCCUGCAAGGAAUUCUUUCCUGCUGGCAAUCUAAAGAAUUCCAUGCAGCAGCCUGAGGUUGUGAGGCCAUGGUUCCAAGAUCCCGCAGGAGGUAAUAUAAAGGUAGCUCUUUUUGCUGUGUAGUAUGUAGUUCAUAUCUGUGUGUGUAUUGUGUAUGUAUUGUGUAUCUGUUAAAGGUCAGUAAUUGCUAGCAGUCCUAGGACAACCCAGCGUUGGGGGGGGGGGGGGGGGGGGGAAGAAUUUGCUUUUGGAAUGGUUUCUCAAAGUUUUUUGUUUCAUCACUUUUACAACCUGCCCCAGAUCAGCUGGAGGGGAGGCGGAGCUUGCAUGUGUAUGUGUGUGUUUGCCACUGGUAUCUUGGUUUACAAGACAGGUGUCUGCUAGGGAAGGCAGAAAAGCUUCCCUUGGAAUGGAGAAUGUAAACCCCCUCCCUCCGAAUUAUUAGACUUUUGAAAGUAAGGGCAAAGAUAUGGGAAGAAGAAUAACAUUUAUUUACUAGUAUGUAUAAUAAAGCAAACAAACAACAACUAUGGCAUUAACAACAAACAGAACCAGGAACCCAGUGACAGCCUUUUCGGCUGUGGCACUUUCCCCUUUGGUGUAGUUACGGUCACAGCCGGCGGGGGUACUGGCAGGCUCCCGGUGGACAGGACAGGUGCGGUGAUCCCCACGUGGCUGCAGGGGGUGCUCCAGCGUGGGCUCGGGGAGCACGCGGCAAUGGCAGCUCAGCCAAGACAGGAAGGGAUGGAAGAGGCUUUGCUUCACAAAUCCUUGGGGCAGUCGAUUCUGGUGCCCCUAGCAGGACUCUCAGAAGCAGCAGGCUGGAACAGCAGGGAUGAGCAGAAAUCCCAGGGCGGUGGACGAGAAUGUAUCAACUGUCCAUGGCAAUAGCUGGAACCUGCGGGAUGUCCUGGUAGGGCAGGGGGAUGUGGGGCCCAGCAGCAGAAAAAAGGUUCCCUGCUGGGUUAUGGUGGUGUCAGCGAACUCCUUUCCCCAAGCCGCAGGUCCGACCGUCCUACAAAGCCUGGCAGCAAGAGCGAGGCUGCCCCCAACCCCAUCUCUUUCUUACCUGCCCCCAUUCUCGCGGUAUCUCUGCCCCCCCCAAGGGAAACUCCCAGAAACCAAAGACAUUCCCCCUCCCCGUCCAUCUCAAGCAUCCAGAUAUUGUAAAUCAAGGGCGACUCAGACGUUGGUGAGGGAGAGAAAAUGAUGAGGAGGCCCCCAGCUUAUCAGAAGGCUAAAUAAUUACUUUCUUAUUCUAUAUUAUAUACAUUGCAUCUAAACUGAUUCUGCCUUGCACUCACUCUUGAUCACAACUGCACAGAACUGCACUCAUCUCUGAUUCCUCCCGUGACUGUCUCGUGACAGUCCAACACAUACACACUUCUUGGCCCUGACAGGCCAAGGGAACAAAACAUCCUCACUUUGAGUAAAUAAUCUCCAUAUUGCAUUCCACUCUGGCACAGCAAGCAAGAGAAGAAUUAUGUUUUUCCUUCUUCACUGCUUGUUUCACAACUUCUCUCUGUUCAGAGGGCAUGUGAAUACCACACCCAGCCAUCAGUGCUUCUUAGCAACUCAAUGGGAAGAAAUUCCAUAGGUAAUAAGGAAAGAACAGAAAAAACCCAACCCCCAACAACUGGCUGAGAUCGUUCAUUGGUGGAGAAAAGUGAAUUACAGUGAGGAAGUUUCUUUCCUGUUUAACACGGGCGGGUUGAAAGUUGGCCUGGGGACGCCUGGGCACGGAGCGGCUGGGAAGGGUGGGCUCACGCCAUUGCAGAGGAGGGGAGAAGCGCUUCCACUUCCUAUGUUCCAUCCAUGGAAAGUUUUUUCCAAGAUUUUAGGGCAGAGGUGGCUCUCGGACUCCUGGGACAGAUCCACGAGUGGGGAGGCCAUGCCCCUCGUGACGGACGGCAGGGAACAGCCACUCUAAGAGGGGCUGACGUGACAUCUGCCAUUGCCCUGAGAAUGGCCGGGAGAUGGGGCGAGGGAGCAGUCCCAGGACCCGUGGCCGCUGUUGCGCCUCUUGGCCCCUGCUCUGGCUGGGCGGGGUGGCCGCUGCUGUGCAGCCACAGCCUGGCUCGUCCCCCACCCCUGGGCCCCACCCGUGCCGGCCCAGAGGGGGCUGGGAGUGUGAAAUCUAUGGGCAGGAGUGUCACCACCCUGGGCGGCACCGAUUUUGCUGCUGUGAGGGGCAGGGGAAAGGCGGAGUUGAGUCCCUCAAGGAAGCUGAUGUCACCUUUGUAGGCAGGAACGACUAUCGCAGUUGCCAUAGUAAUGAGUUUUGUUUUAGAGAGACACGAGAACCGCUGUAAGCACUGACACAGCUCGAGCAUGGGCGUGCCGGGAGUGCCCCCGGGCGGGUGUGCCUGCAUUGGGAAUCUGUCCCCCGGCCAUGUGGCGGACAUUGAGCACUCUUUGUGCUGUUAAGCACUCAAAAAAGAAAUCAUUUUUCAGGCUUCCUUAAAACAGGCUCAAAGUAAACAGAGUCCUGUGUUAACAAAUACCUUAGAAUGGAAACUGAGCCAAGAUGCUAUAAAGGCUGUUAGUGCCAUAGGGGUAAAAGAAAUGAGACCUUUCUUCCAACCUUUAAAACAUUAAUUAGAUAAACACUGGAUUUAUCAGUUUCUCUAUUUGCCAAAUUCUCCUAAGAAAGAUUUAUUGGAAUUCUGCAAAAGGAAGAAAGUAACCGAUAGUUUAGUAUGGUUUACUGAAUUAAAUUUUAAAAGUACCUUCUUCAGCAUCCCUGAGAAUAGGAAAAGCCAAGUACUUAUUGCUAUUACAUGGAAAAAUCCUGAAUCAGGGAAAAAGAGCCAGCUCACCAAGACAGUCCUGCCUGAGGGUUUAAGGCACAGCCCAACUGUAAUGUGAUUUAGGUAAUUCAUGCUUAUAUAGAAUAUGAUGGGAAUAUAUGUUUAAAAUAAAUAUUUGAAAGUGUUUCAAAUCCACAUGGGGAGCCGAGGGAUUGUCUCAUACCGGGAGACUGCCUCAUGCCAUUGCAAAACUGCUAAUAGCAGUGAGGAAAGGCCUAAUUUACAAUCGAAAGAGCCUGGCUCUGGAGAUGAGUCUUUACUCAAGAGCCACCUGGACAAUCAAUACACGACAAGUACUGAGAUCAAGAUAGCAGGAGCCAUCGGAGAACUUGCAUGCCAAUGCCAUAUUCCUGUAACUCAACAUCAGCAUUCAUCCCUUGCUGGGAACUACAUUGUCCAGUCCAGCGCAGAGAAAGGAGACAACAUGAAUAUGUUUAACUAUGAAAAGAACAAGAGAGACUCUGCCUUGGGCAAAUUAAAGUGUAUACAAACCGCCCGGACACACACACUGGCAUGAACAGAGGGGGUUCCGAUGCAAUAGAGGUCGGACCAGCGUUCACCCAGCGUCAAACCUAGGGUCGACGCUGUCCCUUUGAUUGUGGCUAUCGAGACUGUAUAUUGGUCGCAAAAUAAAUUAUAUUUUUAUUAAUUAUUGAAUUUGCUGUAUCGAUUUUUACCUAUAACACCAACUAUAUUCAGAAAUCAGCUGGAAAAGAAAGUGGAGAACUGGAAAAGUCAGCAAAUGAGAAUUGCUGCAUCCAACCAGCAGCCAAGAAUUGCUACAUCCAACAGUUGCAUGCAACUCACUAUAAGUUUGUUCCAUGAACAUCAGCGAUAGGUAUCUUAUGUUACUGAAACAGGGUAAUGUUAUUCUGAAAAUGUUUGCUGUUAAUCCUGGUAUGUCUCUGUUCCCAACACUAACUGAUAAUAUAUCUGAGUAUGACUUUGCAGACCAUGGAAGAAGCCUAUUCCAGCAGACCAAACAUGAAGGAUGUGCCAGACUGGAAGCUGUGUGCAGACAAAAGCAGCUUCAUGUGAGAUGGUGAACAGGUGACAAGUUAUGCAGUGACAACCACGAACCAGGUAACCAGGCAAAAGACCUUGCCAUCAAAUGUAUCAUCACAGAGAGCUGAAUUGAUUACAUCAUUAAAAGAUCUAGAACUGAGCAAAGUUAUCUGGAAGGAAAGAGGACUGGCAACUAUUGAAGGUAAUGGAAUUGAACACACUGAACAGACCCAUGCACUGCUACAGAGUAUUUGGGAAUGUACAGAAGCAGCUUUUAUGCAUUGCAAAGCUCAGCAAAACAGGAAAACAACUCCUGAAUUAAAGAAUUGUUUUUCUGGUGAAAUAGUAAAAGGAGGGGCUGCAAAAAAAAAAAA